This is a messenger RNA of Ilex paraguariensis (yerba mate), 2105 nucleotides long. NCBI's taxonomy places the organism in Eukaryota, Viridiplantae, Streptophyta, Magnoliopsida, Aquifoliales, Aquifoliaceae. The record is from the annotation of a GenBank genome assembly.
CAGCAUUGCUUCGGGUUUCAGUUUUCACACACUCCCUCACCGCUCUCCUCUAUAACCCCCACCAAAUUCGCCGAACUUUUCUCUCUUCUCUCUCUAGAAUUGUGUUGCGCUUGUAACGCCCAUGGGCUUCGCGAGCACUUCAGUCAAUCGCUUCGUUGCCGCUGGAGUGUUCCUUCUCAUAUCAGCCAUUGGAUCGGCCAAUGCGUCAAUCCACAUCUACGAUCGAGAUCCAUUCAGAGAAGUCGGCAAUGCUUACCUUCUCUCCGGCGGCAGCGAAGGCAUCGUCGCUUCUCGCAACCCCACUCCUCUGCGCCCUCAUGCAAUCCACUCUUCACCUCACGAUGGACGCUCUUACGUCAGAUUUGAGAAUAUCACAUUUUGGAGGAGUAAAGCAGUUGCAGACCAGCACCCAGACAUGGCAUAUAGUACUGGGUUGAUCCAAGUCAUAAUCUUUGAGGCAGCUGAUCGUGAUAAUAUAGGUGGUUCAGCUUAUGGGGGGCAAAGAUCUCUCUGUUGCACCCCUGAUCUUGCUAAGCUGGAAGGUUGUAAACAAGGGGAAGUCAUUAGGAUACCUUCUGCAACCAAUAAAAAAUGGCCUAUCAUUUUAAAUGCACGUUUCCAUGGGAACUUAUUAUCCACAAAUCUGAAAAAUAAGGAGAUUUACAUCAAGAAGACUGGGAUGUACAACUUAUUCUUUAUAUCAUGUGAUCCAAAACUCAAAGGAAUGACCAUGAGUGGGAGGACGCAAUGGAAAAACCCUGAUGGUUAUUUACCAGGUAGAAUGGCCCCCUUGAUGAAGUUUUACGUGAUCAUGUCUCUCGCAUAUGCAUUGCUCAGUAUGAUCUGGUUUUUUCAGUACAUGAGAUAUUGGAAGGAUGUUUUGCAGCUUCAGCACUGCAUCACCACUGUUAUUGCUCUUGGUUUGUUUGAGAUGAUGCUUUGGUAUUUUGAGUAUGCAUACUUCAAUAACACGGGAAAAAGGCCAGUGGGAAUCACAACAUGGGUUGUGACAAUUGGAGCCAUAAGGAGAACUAUUUCACGCCUUCUUAUACUCUCUGUUUCAAUGGGCUAUGGUGUUGUGCGUCCUACUCUUGGUGGUCUUACUACAAAGGUGACGCUUCUUGGAAUAACUUAUUUCUUGGCAUCUGAAUUGCUAAAUAUUACCGAGUAUGUGGGAACCAUAAAUGACAUAGCAGGACGCGCGAGAGUCUUUCUAGUCCUUCCAGAUGCAUUCCUGGAUGCAUUUUUAAUCUUGUGGAUUUUCACUUCUUUAUCCAAAACACUAGAUCAGCUACAGGCAAAGAGGAGUUCUGUUAAGUUGGAUAUUUAUCGAAAGUUCUCAAAUGCAUUAGCAGUCACGGUUAUUGUUUCAGUAGCUUGGAUAGGAUAUGAGGUUUAUUUCAAAGCGACAGAUCCAUUCAAUGAGCGGUGGCAAGGUGGGUGGAUCAUCACUGCUUUCUGGGACAUUCUUGCAUUGGCAUUGCUUUGUGUCAUGUGCUAUCUCUGGGCACCAUCACAGAGCUCUCAACGUUAUGCCUAUUCUGACAAAAAUGGGGGAGAUUCCGACGAUGAAGAAUCUCAAUCCUUAUGCAGAGAAACACCAAAAGGUGACAUCAGUUUAGUCAAACAGGAUAGAAAGGAGAAGAUUGCCGAAGGAACUGAGGAUUCUGAAGUAGAAGAAGAUAAAGGGGAAUGAUUGCAACGAAUCCAAUAGAUGAACAACAUUUUUCCUCAGAGGGAUUUGCAAAAAAAAGAUACGCUAUGAUACGAGAAGAAAAAAACUGGAAUACCUCUGCGAUUUCAUGUAAAUUUGCUUCACCGUAAUCAUUUUUUGUAACUCCAUUUGUUAAAAGAUGGCUGCUAUCUGUAUAUAUCGACAGGGACAUGAAACCUUGGAAAAGAAGAUUGCUGAUGGGCUGCAAUGUUAGAUGCUUUGGUUUAAGGUUUGUCAUUGUGAUUGUAAUGAUAUAUUUUUUUUUUCGUGGUAGGGUGUAAUAUAAUUUCUCUGUUUUUGUGAAAUCAGACAAAGUCCAGCCAACUUUGAAAUGGGGCCGUUCAAAAACCUAAGGGUAGUUUUCCUCAUCACAAAGGUUGUUAUAUGUCGG